Messenger RNA from Daldinia childiae, 2019 nucleotides. RefSeq names its product putative WD repeat-containing protein C2A9.03. The transcript has a single exon. NCBI's taxonomy places the organism in Eukaryota, Fungi, Ascomycota, Sordariomycetes, Xylariales, Hypoxylaceae. The record is from RefSeq and is a predicted model, not a curated record. The coding region runs from base 1 to 2019 and encodes 672 amino acids. Gene Ontology annotation, molecular function: protein binding.
AUGCGCCCUACUAAUUCCCCACCCGUCUCUCCAUUCCUCGCUCCAGACCGUCCUCAGAUCGACCAAGAUGCCUUCUCAUCUUCUCAGCCUCAAAUUGCUGAAGUUGAUCUACCUGACCCUGACAGUCCUAUGAAUGACUACCAGUCCUCACCCUUACCUUUAUACGUUCCGACAUCUACUGCACAUGUCAACUCCGACGGCGCCCAAGUCUUUGAAGACAGUGAUGACGCCGGUAGUAGCAGCGCCGACAAUAACCACGACAUGCUGGACAUCGAUAUCGAAGAAGGCGGUGCUCCCUUAAAUAAUAUUAACAUGGAAGAUCCAGAUGAACAAAGUCACGUUAUGGCACCUCUCGAAUAUGCGCUCAUUAACCAUCUCGGGAUCCCAAUCCAACCUUCGCCACCCAUCGAUACCGAUUUAGGUGCCAUACUACCCUCACAGACGUUGCUGCCACUCCCAGAGGUUCAAGACCCUGCCGAAGAUGAUAUCGACGCCGCCGCGAACACUGGUCUUCAUCCCAUGGCCCUUAGUAAUGCGAAUCCCAUGUCGCUCGGUCCUGAGAACCCGCACGUUAUGCAGUUUCUUGAACUCUGGGAGUGGCAGAGCAAUGCAGACAUGCAAUUACGAGCAAACGGACCCGUGCCGUCCUUCCAACAAAUCAGUCGUCUAGCCCGGGAAUGCCCGCGCCGAGUAGAUUAUAAGCAGUUGAGGGGUGACCUAUACGACUUCCAAGGCAUCAGCUGGAGGGAUUUAGGAGUAACGAGGAAUAUGGCGCGAUGUCGUCGUAUGGCAACGUUCCACAACUAUGUGAACAGAGCGAAUUCUGAUUCGUUUCAUACUGAUUCGUCCGACAGGCUACUACGCCCUGUCGAGAAUUAUUUUAGAUAUAAGAGCAUGGAUAUCAGGCGCGAUGUGCGCUUGUUGCAUUUUCAGCUUCGCAAUAUAUUAGGCGUUGCAUCGCGAACGAGGGUAUUCUAUCCGAGCUUUACUACGAUCAAGGAGCAUGACCCUACUACAGGACGAGACAAAGUAGCGAUGCGCUUCGACAGCCAAACGGGUGCUCAUAUAUCUACGCUAACCGCUAACGAGGACAUCCUGAUUGCUGGUGGUUUCUAUGGAACCUAUCGUUACCGUUACCUAAACUCCUCCAAAGACCUCGAGGCACACGAAGGGUUAUUAACCAAUCAUAAUAGCGGUAUAACCAAUCACGUACAAAUCCAUUCUUCUCGGCAUUCAUCCACUCCGUUGGCCGCCUUUGCUUCCAACGACUUUGGCUUCCGGGUAGUGGAUCUAUCUACGAAUAGUGUUAGGUCGGAAAUUAUGUAUGAGUCCGCGAUGAAUUGUUCUGCGCUAAGUCCAGAUAUGAGGCUUCGUGUCAUAGUUGGAGACGACCAAAACGUACUCAUUGCCGACGCGGAGACGGGUGAGAUACUCCAAAGCCUCGAAGGUCAUAGAGACUUUGGCUUCGCCUGCGACUGGGCACCGGAUGGUUGGACUGUCGCCACUGGAAACCAAGAUAGGAGUAUCAGAAUAUGGGAUGCCCGUAAAUGGAAGAAUAGCAAGGGCGAGAGUACUUCGGUUGCUGUGGUGCGAACCGAGAUGGCCGGCGCUCGUAGCUUACGGUUCUCCCCUCUCGGAUCUGGCAAGCGAAUUCUGGUCGCCGCCGAGGAAGCUGAUUUUGUCAAUUUGAUUGACGCCCAGACAUUCAAUACUAGGCAGACAGUCGACAUAUUUGGCGAACUCGGCGGCGUCGCUUUUGCUAAUGAGGGACAAGACUUAAUCGCGUUGUCAUGUGACCUUUCUCGAGGAGGCGUCAUGCGCUUGGAACGGUGCGAUGCUGGGGCGGAAGAUAACUUCAGUUACGCACAUAGGAAAUACAGGGAACCCGGGAGUUGGUGGCGAACUCCGGGAUACGACUGGAUGCAAAGCCCGGAACAGAUCGUAGCAACACCGGGCUCGCAGCAGACUCUUACGCAUAAACGGAGACAUGCGGCCAUGUUGGAAGACUGGACGUUCUGA